This is a messenger RNA of Lactuca saligna, 666 nucleotides long. Lineage: Eukaryota; Viridiplantae; Streptophyta; Magnoliopsida; Asterales; Asteraceae. The record is from the annotation of a GenBank genome assembly.
AUGAAAGAAAGUUGGAUAGAAAAGUACAAGUAUUUUGAAGAAAAGUGGCGCAAAAUUAGCAAAAGUAGCAGGGCGUGGGAUGAAGAUUUGGAUUUGGGAAAAUAUGAGUGUGUCGGUAUCACAUUUCAACCCGAUGUCUCUUCUCCAAUUCGGGUUGGUAACCGAUGUUCACAUUCAUCAAUCACCACUCAAACCAUCAAUGGAGGUGGACAAAAUCCAGUCUUUAAUGAAACCCUUCGGAUUAACGUUCCCAUGAUUGAAUAUUCUCUCAAGUGGGAGAUAUACAUGCUAAGUAGGGUGAGAAAUUAUCUUGAACAUCAAUUGCAUGGUUUUGCUUUGAUCCCUUUAUCUGAAAUCAUCAUCAAAAACGAAAAAUUGGAAAACGAUUUCACUUUAUCUUCCACCGAUCUCUUCCACUCGCCUUCUGGUUUCGUUCACUUAUUGUUAUCAUACACCGGAGCUUCAUCGGACGUGAUCGACAUCCUGCCGCCACUUCCAGUGAAAGGAGCUACUGCCGAUUCAGAAUUAGCCAAAUUCGACAAAAUCGAGUCCCCAGAUCCUAAAAUCGUAAAAGAAAACCACAUUAUGGUGUCAAAGUAUUUCGGUCUUAGUUUAGAGAGGUUGGUCUCAUCUGAUACUGAUGAUCGAUUUGAUGCACCGGUUUAA